ACUCGUUCGACUGAACCAGUUGAGAAUCGAACGUUGAUCUGAUUGGAUGUGUUACUUUGCGCGUAAUGUUAUUUCAAAUGAGUGUGGGAUGAAAGUGAUCGAAUUGUGUACAUAGUUUGUUAUUGCAAAUUUGUUUCUGCGAAAUUUUCUCGACUUGUGGGCAGGAAAGUGAGAAAGUUCCUAGCACGGCUGCGGAUAAACAAUUGAACAUAUGAUUUGAGAGCAGGAGGGGGUGUGAAUUCAUAGAGAUUGUGUACAUGUGAAGUGCGAACUUCUGAUCCUGCUUAAUUUGUCCCUUCAUCGAGCGGUCUCGUCUGAACGUGACUUUCAUCGAAUACACUCUAUUCUUUAUCGGUGCGCGGUAAAAUAUACGAGUACAUAAGGCAUACAUCGAACUAAAGUUGUUGUUGCUGUUGCGUUCGCUUCGCAAUAUAUGCAAGGUGCAGUGCAGAGAAGUGAAAAAUUGCCACUUGAGCUACAUCCUUUCACAAAAAAUUCACCGGGUAUGGCCAAAAUGAUGCCAUUGAGAAUUUUUGGUAGCCAAUCCAUAAUGUUGGCAUUAUUUUUUACACUAGGAAUUAUCAUCAUUCAGCUGUCCACAAUAGACGCCUGUAGUUGUCAACCUGUACAUGCUCAGACAGCCUAUUGCGAUGCAGAAUACGUUAUUGUUGUUCAGGUGCUCAGGAAAUCCAACCGAAAGUUAGAUGGCAACAACGUUUAUAAAAUUGCCAUAAAGAAAGAAUACAAGAUGACUCCUCACGCCGAGAAGCUUUUGAAGCAAGGGAAGCUUAUUACGCCUGCAAUGGACUCAUUGUGCGGCUUGCAUCUCGAAGCAAACCAACUGUAUGCGAUCGCAGCUAAAGACGUGCAUAUAGGCCUCUGCAAUAGUUUUGUGCGCAAGUACUCGGACCUGACGAUCGUCGAGAAACGCGGUCUCGCUGGAAUUUAUCGCAAAGGUUGUCCGUGUACGAUAAAACCGUGCUUCACGUCUAACUGCAAUGUGUCGAUCGGAUCCUGCAAUUGGACGCCCUGGGCAGCUUGCGAGUCGGAUUACGGAUCCUGCAUACCAACACGGGGACACUUGGUAGACGGAACCCCAUCAAAGUGCCACUGGCGUCGGUCACCAAUGUAUCAAAAAUGUAAAGCGAACUCUCGAGAAUGAGCCAGCAAACUUUCUUGUAAUGUUCUUACCUUGCUGUAAUUAUUUAUUCUGUAUAAUCACUAUCUCUUCAUUACUAUUUCUAGCUUUAAAUUUGAUUUUUUUUUUGUAAUUACUAUUUUAUAUUUACUAACGAACUAUUUAUUAUCAGAGAAGAAAUACUAUUUAUUAUUCAAACAAUGAUGAUGGAAUAAAUUAUCUGCACGUGAUGCCAUGGAAAAGUUUUUGCAUUGGAAUUAAGAGACACAGGUUCUAAAUGCUUUCGAAAACUGUUAUGUUUAGUACAAAUUAAUGAUAAUGAAUAUUGGUUGUAUGAGUUUUGAAGACAUGAACGGAAAUGGAAAUAAAAUAAAUUAUUAUAAUUCGAAAA
Messenger RNA from Toxorhynchites rutilus septentrionalis, 1529 nucleotides. It is a transcript of the gene Timp, whose product is annotated as tissue inhibitor of metalloproteinase. Gene Ontology annotation, cellular component: extracellular matrix. The transcript is spliced from 5 exons. Lineage: Eukaryota; Metazoa; Arthropoda; Insecta; Diptera; Culicidae. Gene Ontology annotation, biological process: negative regulation of endopeptidase activity; negative regulation of membrane protein ectodomain proteolysis. The record is from RefSeq and is a predicted model, not a curated record. Gene Ontology annotation, molecular function: metalloendopeptidase inhibitor activity; protease binding. Bases 434 to 1162 code for a protein of 242 amino acids.